GCCGCGGCGCCCCGCCCCGUUGCUGCGCUAUAAAGGCGAGGCGGGUGGUGUGCUUUUGGCUCAAGCUCUGUUUAGUGCUGUCGUUGUGUUUUUUCUGUUUGUACUGUCGCUUGUCAGACCCCCCAACCGCCAAAAUGGUGAAGCAGAUCGAGAGCAAGGAAGAUUUUCAGGCAGCCUUGAACAGUGCUGGAGAUAAACUCGUUGUAGUUGACUUCUCAGCCACAUGGUGUGGGCCUUGCAAAAUGAUCAAACCUUUCUAUCAUUCCCUCUCUGAAAAAUAUGGCAAUGUGGUGUUCCUUGAAGUUGAUGUGGAUGACUGUCAGGAUGUUGCUUCAGAAUGUGAAGUCAAAUGCAUGCCCACGUUUCAGUUUUAUAAAAAGGGAUUAAAGGUGGGUGAAUUUUCUGGUGCUAAUAAGGAAGAACUUGAAGCCACCAUUAAUAAAUUAAGCUAAUCAUGUUUUCUGAAAACAUAGCCAGCCAUCGGCUGCGAACUGCCAUCUGAUUAUAAAUGACAAUAAAAUAUUAAUUUUACCCCUUUUAAAA
Messenger RNA from Trichechus manatus latirostris (Florida manatee), 543 nucleotides. It is a transcript of the gene TXN, whose product is annotated as thioredoxin. NCBI's taxonomy places the organism in Eukaryota, Metazoa, Chordata, Mammalia, Sirenia, Trichechidae. The transcript is spliced from 5 exons. Gene Ontology annotation, cellular component: cytosol. The record is from RefSeq and is a predicted model, not a curated record. Gene Ontology annotation, molecular function: protein-disulfide reductase activity. The coding region runs from base 135 to 452 and encodes 105 amino acids.